This is a messenger RNA of Aethina tumida (small hive beetle), 1078 nucleotides long. It is a transcript of the gene Rack1, whose product is annotated as guanine nucleotide-binding protein subunit beta-like protein. Gene Ontology annotation, biological process: positive regulation of protein phosphorylation; rescue of stalled cytosolic ribosome. The record is from RefSeq and is a predicted model, not a curated record. The transcript has 5 exons. Lineage: Eukaryota; Metazoa; Arthropoda; Insecta; Coleoptera; Nitidulidae. Gene Ontology annotation, cellular component: nucleus; cytosol. Gene Ontology annotation, molecular function: translation regulator activity; protein kinase C binding; ribosome binding. Bases 53 to 1006 code for a protein of 317 amino acids.
UUCUCAUCGUGGAACUUGACGUGAACGGAUCGUUUCCAAGUUCGAAUCAACCAUGUCUGAAACUUUGCAGUUGAAAGGCACCCUUUUGGGGCACAAUGGCUGGGUCACCCAAAUUGCCACCAAUCCCAAAUACCCUGACAUGAUCUUGUCUUCAUCCAGAGACAAGACCUUGAUUGUGUGGAAGUUGACACGUGACGAGACACAAUACGGCGUACCGCAAAAACGUUUGUAUGGCCACUCUCACUUCAUCAGCGACGUGGUUUUGAGCAGCGAUGGUAACUACGCCCUGUCCGGUUCCUGGGACAAGACUCUCCGUCUCUGGGAUUUGGCCGCCGGCAAAACCACCAGACGCUUCGAGGACCACACAAAGGAUGUGUUGAGCGUCGCUUUUUCGGUUGACAACCGUCAAAUCGUCUCAGGAUCAAGAGACAAGACUAUCAAACUGUGGAACACCUUGGCCGAGUGCAAGUACACCAUCCAGGAUGAUGGACACUCUGACUGGGUUUCAUGUGUGAGAUUCUCGCCAAACCACGCCAAUCCGAUUAUUGUAUCGGCCGGCUGGGACCGCAUGGUGAAGGUAUGGAACCUGACCAACUGCAGACUAAAGAUCAACCAUUCCGGCCACACUGGCUACCUGAACACAGUGACUGUGUCUCCUGAUGGUAGCUUGUGCGCUAGCGGUGGCAAAGACUGCAAAGCUAUGUUGUGGGACUUGAAUGAUGGCAAACAUCUGCACACGUUGGACCACAACGAUAUCAUCACCGCCUUGUGCUUCUCUCCCAACAGGUAUUGGUUGUGUGCCGCCUUCGGACCAUCAAUCAAAAUCUGGGACUUGGAAAGCAAGGAAAUGGUUGAAGAAUUGAAACCAGAAGUUGUCUCUCAGAACAGCAAGGCUGAGCCUCCUCAAUGUUUGUCUUUGGCUUGGUCCACUGAUGGACAAACUUUGUUCGCUGGAUAUUCCGACAACACCAUCAGGGUGUGGCAAGUCAGCGUGUCCGCCCAUUAAGUUUUUAAUGUUUUUUAACAUAUGACAUGUAUGUUUAAGUACAAAAAUAAAACCAGUCUUUUUGGAAAAUAA